This is a messenger RNA of Eublepharis macularius, 2784 nucleotides long. RefSeq lists its product as uncharacterized. The transcript is spliced from 6 exons. NCBI's taxonomy places the organism in Eukaryota, Metazoa, Chordata, Lepidosauria, Squamata, Eublepharidae. The coding region runs from base 1 to 2784 and encodes 927 amino acids. The record is from RefSeq and is a predicted model, not a curated record.
AUGGCAACAACUGGCACCCGCCCGCAACGAGCCCCUCUGUCACCCUGGAGACGAAGCCAGAAACGUUCCUUAGAGCCCAAAGACCCACGGACAACCACUUCCGGUUUCAGCGGCACCGACUUCCCGGAAAUGACGCUACUUCGGGUCUUCCCAUGGAGACGGAGUGAAGCUGUUGCGGCUAUCGACGGACGCCCUAUCCUUUGCCACCUCUAUGAUGGACGCUCGCACAGCUUCUGCGCAUCGGAGGCAUCCUUGGGAAGGUCAAGGGACAAAGACCCAAAAAGAUCAUCUAAGGACCUGAACCUUGAGUACACUCUGCGAAUGUUGGACAAGAAUAUCCGGUACCUCGCAUGGCAAAUGAAACGCAUCUCUGGCCCGAUUGCACACUCUCCUGUAUCUAGCACCACUGUGGAGACUGUCGCUUACAGCUGGACCCAUUCAUCAGCUGGUAGCCGAUCCAGAACGCCUCCAUCCCUGGCGUCUGUUGAUCGGGGAAGAGAUGUUCAGAGCUGGCAGCAGCAGCAGCAGCAUCUCACCAGACCCACAGGGGUCCACCUGGAGGCCCUGUCUCAUCACAAGGUAGAUGUCAACAUACAUCAGAAGCAGCUGAAGAAGGAAUGGGGAGGAGCCACCGCCCAUUCCAAGUCCCUGACCAGACUGAUCCCCCUGGCCCCUGUGCUGCAGCCAGCAACACAAAGGACAGAUUCUCACAUUCAGAUUGGUGCUUCCAGGAUCUUUUUCCUGAACUACAGGGAGCAGGAGCUGCUCAACUGGCACAUCCAGAAGAAACGCCAACAGAAGGAAGUGGCCUCCUUGCACCUGCCCCCAGUUGCCACCAGGGCACUUAUGGGUAGUGACGGAACUCAGGCAGAUAGGCUGAUGCAUCAGGUGUCCCAGCAGCCUCCUGCAACUCAGCAGUCACGCAGCCACACUCCCCCUCAAAGCAGCAUAGCAGACCGCCGCACACCACCCAAGACCCCUCGCUCGCAAAGCCCAGGGCCCAGUGCAUGGCCACUGAUACCUCCUCCAGAAGACUUGCCACUUCCCCCCAUGCUCAUUUGCAAGAGCGAAAGCCACAGCAACGUCCGUGAAUCUGUAGAAGUCAAACUGAGCUGUGGGACUCCCAAGGAAGAACUGGCAGAAAUGCUCACCAUGUUAGGGCAAAGCAAGAGCCCUGCGUUUAGGGACUCUGGGAGACCCGGGACCCCCAAGGAGAAAGAGAAGGUCAGCCAUGGCACUGGUGGGAGACCUGGCUCUCCCAAGGAGGAUCUUGACAGGGUGGGAAGAGUUGGCAGCCCCAAGGCCAAGCAGGUGGAAAGCAAGGUCAGCUCGAGGACAGGCCAGGUAAUGCAUACAUUAAGCUGGACUAAUAUGCCUGAAAUCCAAAGGCCAAGUCAGACCCAGAAACAGCCAGAUGCUGCCAGGCCAAAGUUCUUGGACCCAUCUUUCAUGUGCCAGAAUCAACUAGAGUUGCCUUGCUUUGCCACAGCAGAACAGAACCAGAAAAGUUACACACUUGCAGAAUCUCCCUUGCUUCCUCCUGCUAGAUCUCCUAAGCCCCAGUGUCUGGCCCACACUAUUCUACAGUCUCUGGACACUGAGCAAGCAAUGCGGGACCUGAAAAUGCAUCUGGACAAAGGGCUGGAAACAGGGCACAACUCACCAAGCGUGGAGUACCCGAUUUGCCUGCUAUGUGGCCGCUGUACCCCGUAUUGCCCCCACCCCCGUACGCGGCACAGCCCCUGCCUCCUUGUCUACCCACGGUUGGAAGUGCAAGAUGGUGAGGCACAUAUGGCCCUCGGCUUCCUCCUUAAGAUCAAGAAGUCUGAAGCUGAUGAAUGGGGGUUAACACAAAGAAUGGACGUCCUCAAGACACCCCACAGCAGAGAACGUCUCUCAAAGGGAGAGAAGAGUAGGCGCAGCACUCCACAUAGAAAGAGCCAGGCCCGUGCAGCUAGACCUCAGGAACCCAAGACCCCAGAUAGGACACCUCGUGUUGCUAGGCAGCUCUUUCCUGAGAGUGGUAACCAAAGGACUAGAGGUCAGGUGGCUACUCCCAAGACCUCUGAAUCAUCUAUAUUACAACAAUCACCUAAAACUCAACAAUCAUCUAAAACUCAACAAUCAUCUAUAAUGCAACAAUCACCUAAAACGCAAUUCCGCCCAUCAGCUGCAAGGCCACUCCCAUCAACUCCAAUGCAGGUUCAUCCCAAGACCCCUGAGAAGCCCCCCUCUAUUCUGAAACGGCUGAUGUCCAGCAUGAAGCGUGCUUGGGCCAGGAUGCAACAGGAAAAAGAGAAAUGUUCUGAAAUGUGCCCUGAGGUAUGCUCCACUAAGAAAAGCUCCAACAGAAGCCCCAAGAAGCCCCUGCCUGCCCCUGUUUCUCCUGAGCCCCGUAAAGAACCAGGGACUCUUUCCACUGCAACCCUCACAUCUGUGGCGCAAAAGAAAGGAGAGUUUUCAAAUGCCAGGCAAGCCUCUCCUUUGUUCACCAGUAAAGAAGAGGCUUCUUCCUUCAAAUUAGCUGCUCCCCAGACCCCCAAAACAGUGGGGACUCCUAUAAUCAAUCAGGCUUCUACCCAUAGGUAUAGUUCCCCCAGGGACCGCAAGAGAUCAUCCCUGCAUUUUAAAGAGCCAGAUUCACCUUGGGUCUCCAAGAAAGGAGACAGUAGCUAUAAAAAGUCUGCUUCUCCUAGGACACCAAAGAGAUCCCCCAGUCUUCUAAGGAAGACACCCUCCAGGCAAAGCACCCUCAGGGUCCCCAGUCACCCAGACUCUGGCUAG